AUGAAUCUCCGAAAAAAGCUUAAAUGUAAAUUGAGAUCCCAUUUUGAAGAAUUUCGUCAAAAGUUCUAUGUUUGUCAAAAUUCAUUAUGCAGUGAGCUAUUUGAGGCUCGAUGGUCACAUUUGGUUGAUCAAUAUCUAGAAGUGGCAAAAUAUAUGUCAGAAACACUUUAUGUUAAUAAGAAGUCAUGGGGAAUAUCGUGGAUAUGUAAUCAAUUUACAGCUGUUAACAUUAAUAAUUAUGUCAAAAAUGAGAAGCACUUUGAAAAAUUUAAAGUCGAGCAUAGUGCACUACCAACAGUUGGAUUGCCAACAUUAAAUAUUAUGCUUUUUAGACAAAUAGAUGACAUAAUGAAAAAAUUCUUAAUGCCUAUUAUGCUAGGUAAACAGCAUUUGCAAAUGAAUCAAUCAACUGACUAUGAUGACGAAGAGGUCAAUAUUGGUCUUCAGGAACAGGAACAAGACAUUCAUCAAAUUCUUUUCAAAUCACUUAUUAGAAAUAUUAAUCAAGAUGAAGUCUUAGAAUAUCUGGAACCAAAUAUAGAUCAAAGAAAACUUUUACAACAAACAUCAACAAUCAAAGUCUGUUGUACAGUCAGAUCAGAAGGCAUUCAACCUAAUAUUACAUUCGAGAACUUGUUUUUUAUUCAACCAAGCUCUUAUAAUUUGUACUUAACAACAAAGCCUAAAAAAGCUGUAUAUGCUGAACUAUUUGGAUUAUCAAAAAAGGCUAUCGAUUUGGCUAUCAAAUCUGAUAUAUCGCGGAAGCUAGUAAAUACUCUUAAAUUAUUUCUAAAUGACGUACAAGACAAAAAUCAACAAACAAAUAAUGAUGACAAUCAGAUUGUCAUAAAUAAUCCAAAUAUUGUUAAGCAUAAGGGCCAGCCAUCAAAAAGAUUGAAGUCUAAUAUUGAGUAUGGAUCUUUUAAAAGUGGACAGGUAUUACAAAACAAUAUUAACACAACAAAUAUAAUAAAAAAUAUGAGUGGCGAUAGUGAUAAUGAAACGACGAGUGUUGUGAAGAGACGUAUAUGUGGAAAGUGUAAACAAUAUGGGCAUUAUGCUAAAAUGUAUCAGGCAUGA
This is a messenger RNA of Cetraspora pellucida, 1080 nucleotides long. The record is from the annotation of a GenBank genome assembly. NCBI's taxonomy places the organism in Eukaryota, Fungi, Glomeromycota, Glomeromycetes, Diversisporales, Gigasporaceae.